AUGGAGAAGGUGAAGCUGCCGAGCUGCAAGUACAAUGGAACCACAACACCCAAAAGCCACAUAUCAGCUUUCGAGAAUCAUAUGGUACUCUACACCAUGACGGACUUAGUCUGGUGUAAGGUUUUCCCACCAACUUUAGAGGGGCUGGCAGCGGAAUGGUACGACGCCAUCCCCAAAUGUUCAGUAUACUCGUACAACCAGCUGAAGAGAAUGUUCAUGGAGCAUUUCAUAAACUUGGUGGACAGAACCAAGAUGACAACCGAGAUGAUGUCCCUGGUUCAGGGAAAGGAUGAGCCUCUGAGGGAGUUCAUCACCAGAUUCAACAAGGAGGCAACAACCAUUCCAAAUAUGAGCCAAGAAGUAGCGCUAUUAGCAAUGCAGAGUGGCCUACUGCCAGGGUCACCAUUCAGAGCAUAUAUGGGGCGUAAGAGCCUCAAAACGCUCGCUGAAGCGCUGGGUAAAGCGCAUGAGUUUAUCAAAGCAGACGAGACUGACAGAGCAAUGCUGGGUAGGAAAGAAACAGGUGACUCAGUUAAGCGGGCAGAGGUCACCCGGGCAGAGAACACACCCGGAAUGGACCAACCAAGCAGAGCUGAGCAAAAUCGCAGAGAAGCGGACAGGGCAGUGGGACUAAGAAGGUCCGAUCCAAGGAGAGGGCCAAGGCCUGGGAAGUUUGAUCAGUAUACCCCACUAAACCAUUCCAGAUCACACAUAUUCAGCGUAAAUAAGGCUGAUGAUAAGUGGCAGAGGCCUCCAAGGAUGGUAAACAGGAGUCGUGAUACGAGUAAGUGGUGUGACUUUCACGGGUGA
Molecule: messenger RNA, 810 nt
Organism: Chenopodium quinoa (quinoa)
Lineage: Eukaryota; Viridiplantae; Streptophyta; Magnoliopsida; Caryophyllales; Amaranthaceae
Exons: 1
Coding region: 1-810 (269 amino acids)
Source: RefSeq, a predicted model, not a curated record